AUGGCAAGCAAGUCUAGAGGCAAAGUGAGAGCUGCCAAUAAUGAUGUUUCAAAGGGUAAUGACAGGAGAAAUUUGAAUUUUAUUAAAAUCAAUACAUCUUUGAGCCAAAACCAAACUGCCGUUGCGCUCCAAGAUUCUCUUUCGCAUGUUCCUGUCUCCGACGGAUGGCAAGACAGAAGUUUGGUUUGGAACUGCCCGGGGGCUGCUGGCAAGUCUUUUCACAGAGUGGUUAAAAUUGGAUCCGUAAAUACCAUAUCAACUUCUUGGUGCUUAUUGAGACUAAAAUUAGUGGUUGGAAGGCGGACAAAUGCAUUGCUAAGCUUGGGUUUGAUUAUUCACAUCGAGUGGAAGCAAGGGGAUUUUAUAGAGGCAUUUGGCUUCUUUGUAUAUGCAAGUCCUAUUCCUAGUGUGAGGAAGCUACUCUGGGAUAAGUUGUUAGAUAUUUCUCAAUGUUGUUCGGGUCCUUGGUGUGUGGCAGGGGACUUUAAUGCACUGCUAUCUAAUGAUGAGAAGAAGGGUGGUAGUGAUAGAAAUAGUGCUUACUGUAAUUUCUUUUGGUGUUGGUUUGAUUCUGCUGGUAAGAUUAACUUGGGUUUUACAGGGGCCAAGUUUACUUGGCGAAAGGGUUUGCUUUUUGAAAGAUUAGACAGGGCUUUAUGUAAUAAGGUGUGGGAUUCCUUUGGUAAUAUUGUGAAUAGCAAGUAUAGAGUUCCAGCUCAGCUUGAACAGAUUCAAAGAGCUUUGGAGCACAAUCCAAGGAAUGAUUUUUAUAUUUUAGAGGAAGAGUUGCGUCUUGAGUAUGAGAGAAUUCUUACUGAAGAGGAGCUGUACUGGUAUCAGAAAUCAUGUUCCAAGUGGUUAAGUUAUGGUGACCGUAAUACCAGGUAUUUUCACUCUUUAUCUAUGAAAAGGAGUAGGAGGAAUCGAAUUAAUAUGCUUAAAGAUGACUCUGACCAAUGGUGUGAGGAUCAGCAGUCUUUGAAAAAUUUAGCAGUUCAGUUUUUUUCUAAUCUUUAUUUUGAGGAUCGUGUUGUUUUCCCCAGUUGUCCUUUUUCGAAUAAAUUCCCUUUGCUAGAUCCAGACGAAGUUGAGAUGCUGGGGAAGAAUGUUGGUGAUGAUGAGAUUCGAACAGCUUUGUUCCAGAUGGAUCCAAUGAAGGCACAGGGCUUGGAUGGGUAUAAUGUUUUUUUGUUUCAAAAGAAUUGGCAUGUUAUAGGAAGGGACGUGUGUAGCUUUGUUAAGAGUAUUUUUUGUGGAUCAAUUUCGGUGGAGAGUAUUAAUCAAGCGUUGAUUGUGCUUAUUCCCAAGGUUGAGGCCCUUAUGAACAAGAUUGUGGGGGAUGCGCAAGCACGCUUCGUUCCGAGAAGGCAAAUAUCAGAUAAUAUCAUUAUUAUGCAAGAAAUCAUCCAUUACAUGCGUAAUAAAAGAAGUGGGAAGCAGUUAAUGGCUAUUAAAGUGGACUUAGAAAAAGCUGAUGAUAGACUGGGCUGGGAUUUCAUUCAUUCUACUCUGAUGGAUGUUGGCAUCCCUAGCAAUAUGAUUGCAGUUAUCAUAGUGUAUCACAUCUGCUACUAUGAGGAUCUUGUGGAAUGGUUGUCUCAUGGGAUUCAGGAGUCGGUGGAUAAGAAGAAGUGGCGUCCCAUUUGCCUGUCCCAAGGAAGACCUCCUUUAUCCCACCUCUUUUUUGCAGAUGAUCUCUUGCUUUUUGCCGAAGCAUCAGUUAGUCAGAUGGAGGUGGUUCUUAAUAGGACAUCAAUAUCUUGUGCGAUUUUAAGGCUACAAUGGACCUCGACUGCGAAGAACUUAUCUUUGGCUGGUCGUAUUACUCUCACUAAAUCUGUCCUAAUGGCCAUCCCUAGCUAUGCCACCCAAACUACUUCCCUUUCAAGUUCCAUCUGUAGAGAUAUUGAGAAGCACUAUCAAAAGUUUAUAUGGGGUUGGAAGAAAGAUGGUGUUGAGAUUCCUUUAGUUAAAUGGAGUGCUCUUUGGGUGAGGAUUCUGCGCUCAAAAUACUGUGUUGAUGAGGACGAGUUGAUUCCUAACCUGUUUAAGAAAGUUAAUGCUUCUUGGAUCUGGAAAAAUAUUAUGAGAGUGUGGAAUCUUAUGCAGAAUGCUAUAUGGUGGUCCAUUGGUGAUGGGAAGAGGAUUUCUUUCUGGACGGAUAAAUGGAUCCCUAAUAGAGAUUAA
Hevea brasiliensis (rubber tree) is the source of this 2187-nucleotide messenger RNA. RefSeq lists its product as uncharacterized. Bases 1 to 2187 code for a protein of 728 amino acids. The record is from RefSeq and is a predicted model, not a curated record. Gene Ontology annotation, molecular function: catalytic activity. The transcript is spliced from 10 exons. NCBI's taxonomy places the organism in Eukaryota, Viridiplantae, Streptophyta, Magnoliopsida, Malpighiales, Euphorbiaceae.